Molecule: messenger RNA, 1078 nt
Organism: Vanessa tameamea
Lineage: Eukaryota; Metazoa; Arthropoda; Insecta; Lepidoptera; Nymphalidae
Exons: 7
Coding region: 125-1033 (302 amino acids)
Source: RefSeq, a predicted model, not a curated record
AUUUUUAUUUACGUUUUUUAUACAUAGUUAAUAAUUUAUGUUUCUUAUCAAGUGGAAAUAUUACUUAUCAGUGGUGUGGGGUGAUUGAAUAUAUUAAUUUAUAAAAAGUUAUAUAUUUAUAAAAAUGAAUUCCAAAAAAUUACAACUCUUUAUGGAGUUGUUGCUGCCAGCCCUGUUUCUAUUACAAGGGACGUUGUGUCUUCGGAACGUGUACAUGGUUAUACCUGAAGCAGUUGAGCGAGGAAAGACAGCGGUCAUUAAGUGUAUGUACGACUUAGAGAACGAAGAAUUGUACCAAGUGAAGUGGUACCGAGGCGAUCGAGAAUUCUGUCGGUAUUCGCCUAAAGAUGUUCCACCGCUCAAAAUAUUUCCCAUACGUGGAAUAGAGGUCGAUCGUGAAGCUAGCGAUUGGGAGAAGGUUACAAUAAAGGCCGUAACGAAUACAGCAAAUGGACGAUACACUUGCGAAGUGUCAGCAGAUGCACCUUCUUUUAUAACAUCUCAAAUGCAAGGAAUGUUGUACGUGGUUGAUUUACCCCAAGAUUAUCCCGAGUUGAAUGGACUUAAAAAUUAUUACAAGCCGGGUAUGAAACUAAAGGUUGAAUGCAUCAGUCGCAACUCGCUGCCACCAGCUAACAUAUCAUUUUUCAUCAACGAUGAAAGAGCUCACUCGAAGCAUGUAUGGCACAAAGUAUCUGGUGGCACGAACGGCAGCCUAUGGACCGCCUACAGCACUAUACAGUUCGUCGUGCAAAACCACCACUUCAUAAACGACAAAUUAAGGAUCCGAUGUACAGCUUUCAUCUAUUCAAUAUAUUCUAAGAGUCACGAGAAAGUCACAACCCGAAUAAGAGAUAGGACGACAACGCCACCAGAGCUGGUGACCAGACAGAGGAUUGUUCAUCGCAAAGAUCACAACCGUGUUUCUGGAUUGUCUGUAGCAAGCAGUGAUGCAUGGAGUUUUGCGGGGAUUGCAUAUAGGGAAUUAUUAAUAAUUACACUAAUGCCAUUACUAGCAUAUGUAUUAAAUUAAUUUCCGUAUGCCUUAGUUAGGAAUUUACUAUCUGAUCAUGAUAUA